GAUAAUGAAAAUUUCUUAGUUUCUAAUUUGUGAAAUUGACUUUAAAAGUUUUUGGAUAUUACUUAAAUAGAUAAAAGCUCCCUACUCUUUUCGCAACUAUUUAACUAAAUGAGUAUUGCAUGCUUUGAUAAUAAUAAUUUUUUUAUUUUCCUUGUGUAUGUUUAUAUACGGUUUUCACGUGUCAAUGCAACAGUAUGUGUGGGUAAAUGUAACACAGUACCUUUAUCUAAAACUUCCUGGCGAUAACUGCGUUCGAUUUUUUCUAGUCUUGUCUUAGGAAACAAAUAACUCACUAGGCGGGCGUCAAAAUUAUGAAGAACUCGUGGCCAUUAAGUGUCGCCUUCAUCUUAAUUAUUUGUGUAGUUAAUUCUUAUGAAGAUGCCACUGUAUAUAUAAGAAAUUUUGUAACCGGGCGAGGAUAUCCCUUCCAAGCCUACCAUGUUACCACAAAAGAUGGAUACAUUCUCGAGUUGCACCGAAUUCCAGGUGGUAGAGCAAACAAUAAAACCACAGCAGUAUCCAAUCUGCAAAAACCUGCAGUUUUAAUAAAUCACGGCCUGGCCGAUAGUUCGGCUGCGUUUUUAUUCGCCGAAACAAAUCAGUCUUUGGCUUACAUUCUAGCUGAUAAUGGUUAUGACGUUUGGUUGGGUAAUCAUCGAGGAAACAGAUUUAGCAGAAAGCACAAGACACUUGUUUCAUACGGAUUUAAAUUUUGGAAUUUCAGUUUCCAUGAGAUUGGUUUGUACGAUCAUCCAGCAAUGAUAGACUUUAUUUUGAAGGAAACUAAAGAGAAAAGAUUAUUCCACGUGUGUCAUUCAGAAGGAUGUACGGAAUUAUUUGUCAUGGCGUCACUCCGACCGGAAUACAAUCAGAAAAUUAAAUUAUCCGUCAAUUUGUCGCCCUCAGUGCUUUAUGGCCAUGCGCCACUUACAUUAAGAUCAGUUUUCAUGUUUUCGUAUUUACUUCAGGAAGUUUUUGGUCGUCUAGGUUAUAUAAAAGUGUUGGAUAAAAAUUUCGUUACAACCCUCAUAACUCGUUUAGUGUGCAAGAGAGGAUCGUUUACGCAAUACAUUUGUUACAUAAUAGUAUCUCUUAUACAUGGAUUUGAUUGGUUUGCAACAGAUACUAAUUUACUAUCUCAAUACUUGGAAGUUUAUCCUGCUGGAACGUCCGUUAAGGAAAUAAUUCAUUAUGGAUUUCUAUAUUUUUAUCCAGGCACAUUUAGACAAUUCGAUUAUGGAGAUUGUAGAAAUAGGGAAAUUUACAAUUCGACUAUGCCUCCAGAAUAUCCUCUUAGGAAGGCAACUUUACCAGUUGCAGUAUUUUACGGAGAGAACGAUAACUUGGGACCUGUGAAGGAUGUUCGUCAAUUCUCAAAGAUGAUACCUAAUGUAAUUGAAGGAACAUAUCUUAAAAGCUUUAAUCACUUAGGUUACUUUUUACGUGCAGACAUCAAAAAGCUAGUGUAUAAUAGAAUUCUUCAACUGUUUACAAAUCAUUGAUACAAUUUGACAAUUAAUUUGACAUUCAUUGUAUCUACUAAUUAUUAAAUUAUCAAUAAAUAAUUAGUGACAUUAAUAAUUAUGUAAGGUUUAAUGAAUAAUAAAACAGACAA
Molecule: messenger RNA, 1615 nt
Organism: Leptopilina heterotoma
Lineage: Eukaryota; Metazoa; Arthropoda; Insecta; Hymenoptera; Figitidae
Product: lipase 1-like
Exons: 8
Coding region: 312-1502 (396 amino acids)
Biological process (GO): lipid metabolic process
Molecular function (GO): hydrolase activity, acting on ester bonds
Source: RefSeq, a predicted model, not a curated record